AUGGUGUGCGCCAAGUGCGAGAAACUCUUGUCUAAAGCGGCAACACCGGAUCCCUAUCGCAAUCGUAAUGCCGCUGGAAUGCUGAAAGGUUCUGGUCCUUCGGCUCUCAGCAAGACCGGCCGAAGUCCCUCCGUCGUAGGUGCCAGCCGCAAAGUCGGCGAAAACAAGCUUCUAUCAAAAUCCAAUCGGUUUUCUCCGCUAGGCGUGCAGUGCAAACUGUGCAAGCAACGUGUCACGCAAGAGAAAGCACAGUACUGCCAAGCCUGUGCCUACAAAAAAGGACUAUGUGCUAUAUGUGGAAAACAGAUCUUGGACACCUCCCGCUACAAGCAGUCUUCGUAG
This is a messenger RNA of Malassezia pachydermatis, 342 nucleotides long. RefSeq lists its product as hypothetical. Gene Ontology annotation, biological process: cytoplasmic microtubule organization. NCBI's taxonomy places the organism in Eukaryota, Fungi, Basidiomycota, Malasseziomycetes, Malasseziales, Malasseziaceae. Bases 1 to 342 code for a protein of 113 amino acids. The transcript is spliced from 3 exons. Gene Ontology annotation, molecular function: microtubule binding. The record is from RefSeq and is a predicted model, not a curated record.